Messenger RNA from Sander lucioperca (pikeperch), 1574 nucleotides. RefSeq names its product histamine N-methyltransferase-like. The record is from RefSeq and is a predicted model, not a curated record. Lineage: Eukaryota; Metazoa; Chordata; Actinopteri; Perciformes; Percidae. Gene Ontology annotation, molecular function: N-methyltransferase activity. The transcript is spliced from 7 exons. The coding region runs from base 678 to 1550 and encodes 290 amino acids.
CCUUUUGAAGUCUUAAGUUCCAAAUGAUUUUAGUAAGCUCCAGAGGUCUCCUAAAUCAGUUGGAAGUGUAUGACGAUAAGUUGAUAAAAGAUACAAGGUUUUUCCACUCUCCUGAACAACAUGAAAAGGUUCAUGACAUGAUGGAGUCAUCAUGAAGACAACCAAAUACACAAUAAGAGGUUUCAAAAUGUUCACAAAAAUGAUAAAAUAUACAGUGCAAAUUAUAUUAGCUUACCUGUGGAGUACGAUAAUUCUGGUGGGUUUGAUAGACAAUGAAUAACAAAACAUUCCAAUUAAAAUGAUUCAAAAUAUUCAAAUUUACUUUUAAUUUUUUUUAAUUAAAACGUUUCAUUUUUUUAUGUUGAAUUUAUACAAAGCUUCUAAGUGAUGGAGGUGUGUAAAUUGUAGCACAACAUACUGCAGGUUUUACUGUUUGACUUGGAAUAAUAUAAUUUGAUUUCAAAUUACCACUGGAAUAUGUCCAUGAAUCUGACAGCAUCUGCUCUGAUGUACAGUUCAUGUAUGAACAAGAUGUACAGAUUCAUCUUUCAGGAUUUACUCAACAAAAGCUAAUGUGAGGGCAGCCAGCCAGCCUGUAGGAGGGGAGAGAUACUGUAACCUAAGAGGGGAGAACAAUCCACUCUGUCCUUACUCUCCACAUAUUCAAGGAAUCAGUCAUGGCUGCAGAAGCAAACCAGACUUGUUUUGAGGGCAGGACUCUCCAAAACUUUCAGGUCUACCUAGAACAGUCGGGAGACCACAAGGCCAGUCUCUGGUGUGUUCACAACAUCCUGCCAGGUGAAUUCAAAAGAAUUGGAGCAGGUAAAAGCAGUCUGGAUGUUCUUGGUGUUGGAAGUGGUGGAGGGGAAAUGGAUGCCCAGAUGCUCACUCUACUGCAGUCUACAUUUCCUGCUGUCCCGAUCACUGCUGACAUUGUGGAGGGCAGCUCUCAGCUCACAGACAACUUCAAAGCUUUGGUAGCAAAGACCACCAACCUUCAGAAGAUCCCAUUUGCUUGGUAUAUCAUGCACAGUGAGGACUAUGAGAGGCAAGUAAAAGAAAAAGGAGACAUGAAGACUUUUGACUUCAUACACUUGAUUCAGAUGAUCUACUUUGUGGAUAACCUUGCCGACACCAUCAAGUUCUACCAUAGCCUUCUGAAGAACAAUGGCAGGCUUAUGAUCAUCGUUGAAGCAGAUAACAGUGGCUGGGACGUCCUGUGGAAGACUUACACAAAGGAGCUCUGCGUUGGUGCCAUCACAGAGUGCCGCUCAUCAGGAGAGGUAAUUGCCUGCCUGAAGAGCCAGGGUCUGAAAUAUGAGGAGCACGUGAUUCCCAACACCUUCGACAUCACUGAGUGCUUCAAUCCAAGCAGCCAAACUGGACAAUGUCUGCUGAAUUUCUUUACAGUCAAAGAUAACUUCUAUCAGUCGUUCACCCCAGAGAUCAGAGCAGGCAUGUUAGACCUUCUCAGGAACGAGUGCAGCACUGAAAAAGAUGGCAGGGUGUUCUUCAACAAUAAUGUGAGCUGCAUACUUGUAUAUGCUUGAGUAUGUUUUAUGGGAUCUUCUUGC